Messenger RNA from Oldenlandia corymbosa var. corymbosa, 4098 nucleotides. The record is from the annotation of a GenBank genome assembly. NCBI's taxonomy places the organism in Eukaryota, Viridiplantae, Streptophyta, Magnoliopsida, Gentianales, Rubiaceae.
CCAAACCUGAAUUUUUACCCCACUGUACAAACAGACGUAUAAUUCUACCAACUGGGUCAUUCAUAUUUUCGACAUUAUGACUGUAUUUGCCGCAAUCUUGUGAUUGAUUGGUACCUUUCAACUUGAAGAAAAUAUAAAUGACAAAGUUUUAGGAAUUGGGAAUCAGACUCAGCCCACAAUUCAGGAACUCUUUCCUUUUCUUAAUUCCUGAUGGGAAUUGAUGGAUGUUGUAUUUAGAUUGCAUAGAGGCUGAAAUUGGUCCAAAAAUUCUGUCCUCAUUUUCUCUACCUUCCCUUUCUGGUUGGUAUUGCCUCUGCCCUUUUUUCUUUUGCUCUUUUCCUCCCCAGAAACUGAAAAUAUAUUCUAAAAGCUUUUUUCAAUAUACUAUUUGUCAAUUGGCCAACCAAUUGGCACAGAAUUUAUAUAUAUAUAUAAUACUUGUCCUCAUUUAGUCUGUUUGUCUCCAGUCUGCAAACUCAUGUGGCUCUGAUUCUCACAAGAUUCAUUCAGGCAAUUUCACUACUCCUCCACCUCCUUCUUCCUUUUCUAUAUUUGCUUCUGCAAAUUUUCUAAUUCACUGACCCUCCUGAUUUUGAUUCUGUUAAUAACAUGGGAUUAUUGUGGUAAAAUCUCUUUAAGAAUAAAGGUAACUUCUUUAUCAUCAAUACUUGAGCAUUAAUAGUUUGAUGAUUCUCUGGGAUAAUCAAUUAAUUGCUAGUGUCACUGGUAGACUAGUUUUUAUGGGCAGAACAUAAAUAAUACUAUAUAUAUACCUAACCAAUUUGGUGGACUUUUUGUUUACCCGUUCCCUUUCAGCGAAUCUUCUUCGCUUGGUCCUUUUUACUGUUUUUUUAACCCAUUUCUAAGGAAUACGAACUAACUCUAUUGAUUCCAUAUCAAUUACAGAUUUGGGAGUGACGAGUUGGGCUUGUUUUUUAUUCGCUUAUCUUUUGGCUGCUGUUCUCAUCUUGGUUCAGUGAAGAAGAACCAGACACGGUAAAGUUUUAAACAUCACUACCUAUCUCGAUUUAUUUAGCAUUGAUUGUUGCUGGAUUCUUGUUUGUUGAACGGAUUUAAGUUUAUCAUCUAUUGUAUUGGAGUAGUGAACAGGCGUGCCACCAUGUGCUUUCUGCAUCAGAACUUGUAGUCUUGUUCUGAUUAAAAAAAGGUGGCAAAUUUAUCGUACCCAUCAGCUGAAAUCUGGCUCUGUUGAGAGAAAUUUGGCAACCUUUUUUUGUGUUCGUGAAUGUUUGAUAUAAGUACUCAAGAGUUUGUUCAGACUAGUAAAUCCUGUUAAAUCGAUUAGAUCAAAUAGAGAUUAUUCCUUUAAGGUACAAUUAAGUAUGCUGUGAGACACGUUAUAGUUUCAACCAAGAAGAUGUAGAGUUUGCUGUUUGUUUUAGUUGAAAACUGGUAUCUUCAUUCAUGUUAUUCUGUUUGUUCGAUUGUUAGUUGUCUCUGCUGCCUUCUCAAUUCAGCCUGGUCCUUGUGGUCUUUUAUUGCCUUGGGAGAAUGUUGCAUUUCCAUUUUCCAGUAGAGGGUGAAUGUUACUUAUUCUCAUGUGCCUACUAUAUCUGCAAACUACCUCCUUUUCCUACGGCUUCUUCUGAAAUAGUUUCUCAGAAUAGUCCUUUUUCAUAGUCGUAUUGGUUAAAAUGUUAGUGGACGAUGUGGAAAGGGCAUGUUAAAUACUAUUUCUCCAGUUUGGCAAUUCUAUGGAACAUCUUUUUUUUGGUUAGCACUAUGGGUACCGUAUUUGAUUGCAUUUUGAUGGCCUUAUAAUUGUCCUGGUUCCAACCAGCUAUUUAUCUUUCCGUAAUAUUCCUAACGGCUUUAUGUAAACAUAUUUGUAUUGAUCUGGCAAUGUGGUUCAGCCUUGCCCUCAAACAUCACUAUGAAGCAGAAUUUGAUGAGAUUCUUAAGAAUGUUGUUUGUUUCCCUAUGUACUUCUAGAGAUAUUUGAAACUUACUUUUCUGCAGAUUCUAGAAUUCUUUCAUGUGAGAAGGGCCACUUGAUACUUUUCUAAUCUAGCAAUGUUGCUAAAGCAAACGUAUUUGUGUGAGAAAAACGAAAAACAGCUUACUCAGACCCCAUUUAGUAAAACGUUGGACUUUGCGUAUCCAACAACAAAUAGCCAGAUAAUAUCUUGCAGUCAUUGAAGAUUUUCCUGUUCUGUCUUUUCUGGUUUGCUACCAGUUUCGAUUCAAGCUGAUUCUUGCAUGUUUUCGUCUAGUAUCUCAAUGGCAAUUUCUGUCAUGAUGGAACUGCAUUCUUCUUAUCUAUUUCCGCUUCUCAUACUCAGUAAUUCCUUAAGUGCACCAAGCCAAUAAACUUUUUUAAACAGGAGCUACAUUAUUAUCUCAUGGGUAGAUUGUAGACCAAGAGGCGAGAAGAGUGCGGAAGAGUGGGCUAAAAGGAUGAGGUUAAUGAUUUAGAGAAGCAUGAUGGUGUGUUGAUUUGUAGAGAACAAUACAUUAGAAUGAAAGGGAAAUGGAAUGAUCUUAGAGGAAAACUUUUACGCUUACCCUUAACUGAGUCACCAUAAAUUAUACGUGAAUCAGUGAAUGGCUAGGCAAUAUUCUGGUACCUUUUUAAGUAUUAUCUUCUUGUGCUUCUUUUUAGUAGCUUUUGUUUGUUGAUUUCUGAUUUAAGAAGUUACAACUGUACCUUUGGCUGGAAAACAAGGAAGUGUUGGCCGAACAGUGUUAAUCAUCGAGCACACUCGUAUAAUUGUUUCCAUCAGUGCCCUAACCUUUUCUUGAUGCGUACAUAUCUAAUAUUAAAUUUUGAUUCUAUUCACGAACUUGUCAGAUGGGUGAAGUAGCCAAGGACUUAACUGCUGGUACUGUUGGAGGGGCUGCACAGUUGAUUGUUGGGCACCCCUUUGACACUAUCAAAGUGAAGCUCCAGAGCCAGCCAGUUCCCCUUCCCGGCCAACCUCCCAGGUACUCAGGGGCCAUGGAUGCUGUCAGACAAACCCUUGCAGCUGAAGGCCCUAGAGGUUUAUACAAAGGUAUGGGAGCUCCACUUGCCACCGUAGCAGCCUUCAAUGCUGUUCUCUUCUCUGUAAGGGGGCAAAUGGAAACUCUGGUGAGAUCUGAACCAGGAGUACCACUUAGUGUGAACCAGCAAGUAGUUUGUGGGGCUGGAGCUGGAAUUGCCGUUUCAUUCCUUGCCUGCCCCACGGAGUUGAUAAAAUGCAGGUUGCAAGCCCAAAGUGCACUAGCAGGUACAGGCCCUGCUGCCGUCGCAGUCAAAUACGGAGGGCCAAUGGAUGUGGCAAGACAUGUUGUGCAGUCAGCUGGUGUGUCAGGUUUGUUCAAGGGUUUAGGUCCGACAUUGGCACGUGAAGUACCAGGAAAUGCUGUAAUGUUUGGUGUUUAUGAACUGAUAAAACAGCGAAUGGCUGGAGGCCAAGACACAUCUAGCCUUGGAAGAGGAUCUCUUAUGCUUGCAGGAGGCUUAGCUGGUGGUUCUUUCUGGAUGUCUGUCUACCCAACCGACGUUGUGAAGAGCGUAAUUCAAGUAGAUGACCACAAAAAUCCCAAGUAUUCAGGUAGUUUCGAUGCUUUCAGAAAGAUCUUGAAAGCUGAGGGUGUCAAAGGUCUGUACAAAGGAUUUGGACCUGCCAUGGCCCGAAGUGUCCCAGCGAACGCAGCUUGCUUCUUGGCAUAUGAAGUUACGAAAGCUAGUUUAGGUUGAUUAUUUUCAUCAAUCAAAGAACAAAAAGGUGUUUAGGUGAUUUAUCUGAUGAUUCUUCAUUUCACAUUGUCAGACAAUUCUUUUGGCAAUCAACGAGUGUGAUGUGCCAGAAACUUAAUGAUUUAACUAGUUGAUGGGUUGAUUAUCUGCUGUUCUCUAGUAUGCCUUUGAAAAGGAUUAAAGGAAGGCAAGCAAAGAACAGGGGUUAUUUGAUUUGAUACUUGAGAUGACCAUCCUCUGAUCCUUAUACUUGAAAAGUUUCAUUAACAUUGCUGUUCUUAGUUGCUUCACAGUGAUAUAAGAACUAACCAUUUAUCUGCACCUGUCCUGUCAAUGGCUCAAUGCCAUUCUUUUUACAGAAAGUGAAAGCACAUCCCGUAUCUCGCUUAGUGGGU